AGAGAAGGGGGGUGUCGGAGCAGGUGCAAGAGCUUGAGUAGAGGACUGUGAGGGUCUUCAAGGAUUCCCCCACUGAGCCUCUCGAGUUCUGUGGUUGCUAGACACGACCAUUGAAAUCGGCCUCUUCUGGGGUAUUACAGGGAGGCAGCACCCGCACCUCCCUCGGAGGCGCGCCUCUUUUCUUAGCCCUCUCGGCACGCUCUCGGCUCUGGACCGAGAGCGAGUGCGCGCAUCCUCUACUCUCCCCACCCGAAGCUGGGGGGCGGGGCCGUGGCCAAGCUCCCUAGGCUCUGUCGCUUGAAGCCCCCUCCCCUUGCCUUUUCGCUGCUCCCCGCUACUGCUCUCCGGCCCAGCCCCACCCCAAGCGACCCUGUGUGGAGCGGCUGGUGCCCAGAGGCGGAGGUGAACGCGUGCUGUGAGCAGGUGGAUCGGGCGGAUCGUUGGCAUAGGGGACCAGACUGGGGGAGGGGUCAGCUCUUUGUCUCCCAGAGCCCGUUCGCGGGCAACAAGGCCACUCUUUUUCUCUGUGCAGGUGCCUGUGGAACCUGAGGAAGGACGCUGGCGAAGCCCCAUCGGCGUGCACACUGAGGCCCCUGAAUCUGGAAGCCGGAGGCAUUUCCCUGUUUGCCGGAUUGGUCAUUUAGGUUUUCAAGAGGCGAGGGGGUAGGGGAGUGGAUGUUGUUCUUGUAAUAGGGCAGAGGCGGGGUCGGGGGUCGGAGGGUGGGGACUGAACAGGGCGUCUUAGCCUUGGGGAUGGAGGUAGCCGUAGGACUUGAAAGCGGCCAGGUUGGUGAGCGGGUGUGGGUGCUUAGAAGAAAAACAAAUCGAGGCUCUUUAGGCUGAGGUUUAGGCACCCAUGGGUGGCGAUGCUAGAAGGAAGCACAGGGAGGCUUCAGGAUGGUUUGUAGUGAUUGGUUCAGGACCUGGGAUACCAAGCCUCCUGUCUUCCUCAUUAGGUGCGGUAUGGACAAGAGGGAUAGCGUCAAAUCAGGAACUGCCCCGCGAAUGCCGUCUUCACGACCCCCUGGCCUUCUGACCCCUAGGCCUCCUUCUGGGUCCGCUCGACCUCCUCCCCCUGUGACCACUGCUGCCCUUCGAGUCUUGGAAGCAAACGGAGCUAUGGGGCGAAGGUCCCUGGUGGAGCGAGCCCCAGGCGUCUGCAAAGCCGCUCUUCCACAGACCAGCAAAGCCGCUCUUCCACAGACCAGCAAAGCCGCUCUUCCACAGACCAGCAAAGCAGCUCUUCCACAGACCAGCAAAGCAGCUCUUCCACAGACCACUAUUCACGGGGCACCAGCGCGCAGUGCUGGGGCAGGUCCUCGUAGCCCAGCCAACAGGCCCCCAGCUUCUGGGAAAGGAGAGAGGGCCCCUAUGAAGACCCCUGGCCAGGGCUCUAUUUCUAGCCCCGGGCGUGCCAGCAGUGGGAUUGCCAGACCAGGCCCUGUUGUCCAGAAGAGACUCCAACCUCCGACUAAGGAACCCUCGGCCAGAGGUAAAACACCAGAGACGCCCAAAAGGAAUACUCUGAACUCUGGAACACGAAGAGUUUUGUCUGCAGAUUCUUUAGGGCCCACCUCAGGAGCCCCCUCCCCUGCCAUCACCCGUCGGUCCAGGGCUCCAGCUACAGAGGUGGGACUUCCUCAACCAGCUCCCAGUGCCAGACAGCGUCCUCUGACCACCGAGGCAGCCAGGAAACCUGGGAGCAGUGCUUCUGAACCCAGUGCCACGGAGCUGAGCCCAGCCUUUAGGAGACGCUCUGUUGCUGGUGGCAGCCUGCAAAAGCCGGUCUCACGUUCCCUGAUCCCCAGUGCUACUCCUCAGCUCUCCCCAUCCCGCUCCGGGGUCUCACCACGUGUAACCCCACGGGCUCCUGCGCAUACCUCGCAGCUCAAGUCGAAAGGGCAGCAAGCUCUGCACCCAACCCAGACCACAGUCCCAAGGAAGAACAAGCCCUCUGUACAGAGCCUGAUUCCUGCUUCAUCUUUAGUCACGCCCACUCCACCUGGUGCUUCCUCUGUCCAGGGCCCAGAUGAUCCCUCGCAAACCACACUUCCUCCCUCUCCUCCCACCACCCCGCCUCUACCAGCUUCUCUUCAACUACUCCAACCACAAGCCUCUUCACAGGCAGUGCCCCAUUCACAGUCUGGACAAGGCUCACCAUCACCUCCGCCUCUUUCUCUGCAGAACCUCCCCUCUACACCAGCCACACCCCCAUUGCUAGCUCCACCCACAUCUCUGGAUACUGAAGAGGCCUCUGACUCACCCCCACCGAGAGCUGUAAUCUCUUCAUCGCCCCCUCCCCUUAUACAGAAUAUGCCCCCUAACCAGGCUUCUUCAGCAACGCUCCCUCAGGAGACUCUCUCGGCCAUGCCUUUCUCACCUGCUCCUCUAUCUCUAGCCUCGUCUCCUCCACAACUCCUUCCUUCCCCGCCAAUUUCCCCGCAGAAUUUGCCCACUUCCCUUGUCACGUCUUCUCAGUUGCCUCUCUCCACUCCUUUCCGGGCCAACUUUUCUGAGUCUCCUCCCCUUCCCCGGGCCACGCUCGCUAAUCGAACCACGCCGUCUUUGCAAGAUCCUCUGUUUCUGGCCAUUUCUCCUCCAGUUUCUUCGUCUACCUCCAUCUCACCACCUCUGCCUACCUCUUCCGUGGUCACGCCUCCUCUGAGGCUCCCACUUUCUCAGACUUUGCCCACUUCACAGGCCUCUUUGUUGACCUUGCCGCCCUCACUGGCCUCCUCACCCCAGCCGGCCACGCCUCCUCCUUUGGCCUUGUCCCCUCUAUCCACCCAACUCUCUACUGGCUCGCCCUCUUUGCAGGCCUCUCCUUCUUUCUUGCCUACCCCCCCUAUGCAGCCACGCGCUCUACCCUCGCCUUCUUUGCAGGCACCUCCUGUUACAUACCCCUUGCCUCUUUCCUCACCCCCUGCCUCACCACCUCUGCCCGCUCUUCUCUCCCCUCCUGCCUCACCUCCUCUGGAGAGCCCUCUUUCUCCCUCAGCCUCACCCUCGUCUCCCUUAGCAACUCCCCCUCCAGAAGCCCCACCUUCACUGGGCUCACCCACUCUUUCACCCCUGGCCACGCCCCCUCCGCAAACCCCACCUCUGGCUUUUCCCCCUCUGCCAGCUUCCACCUCUUCCCUGGACACAGCCACAUGUUUUCCACAGGGUCCUCUCUUGGCUUUGCCUCCUCUACAAACCUCUCCUUCUCCUCUGACAAUACCCUGUCCGCAGACUCCACCUUCUCUGGCCUUGCCCUCCCUGCAGUCUCCCUCCUCCCCAUUGGCCACAGCCACACCCCCCCUACAGAUUCCCCUUGUGGUUUUACCUACUUUACAGACCCCUCCUUCUCCCCUGACCACUUUCCCUCCGGGGGUCCCGCCUGGCCUGACCUCGCCGGUUGUUCAGCCUCCUUCUCCUCCUGCCUCACCACCACUACAAGCCCCUCGUCGACCCCCAACCCCGGGUCCAGAUGUCCCUAUCACAGGUCCACGGCUGACCCUGGCGCUGGCCCCUGCCCCGCCCCCGCCCCCCUCGCGAAGCCCGUCCAGUACGCUGAGUGGCCCGGACCUGGCAGGUCACAGCAGUAGUGCCACGAGCACACCAGAGGAGCUCCGCGGCUACGAUAGUGGGCCCGAGGGCUGUCCUACAAUCUCCCCGGCCCCGGACGCGGACCUAGCUGCCUGCCACCCCGCUUCCUGGAGUCGAAGUUCUGCUCCACAGUUAGCAGUACGCAGCACUCCAGGAGUUCCCCUGCCAUGGCCUCCCACUGCUGGCCCAGGUUCCUCUGAUGGCCUGUGCACCAUCUACGAAUCUGAAGGACCAGAGUCGGUGGCCCCCACCCCGGGAUCCCUAGAUGUGGAGCCAGAACCAAUGCCUGGCUCUGGCAGUGCGAAGGUGACUGCUGCAGACUGUGCAGGAGCAUCCUCAAGAAGCCCAAAGUCCGCUCGCCUUGGCGAGCUGCCCCUGGGGGCCCUUCAGGCGAGCGUUGUGCAGCACCUGCUAAGCCGGACACUGCUGCUAGCAGCUGCAGAAGGUGCAGCUGUGGGCUGCGAAGGCAGUUCAGGAGGCUCAGGGGUGGGUGGUGUCUCGGGAGGAUCCCGGGCUCCGCUUAGCGAUGCUGAAUUGGGCCGCUGGGCCGAAUUGCUGUCUCCCUUGGACGAGUCUCGUGCCAGCAUCACUUCGGUCACCAGCUUCUCCCCAGAUGAUGUGGCCUCCCCACAGGGUGACUGGACUGUGGUGGAAGUGGAGACUUUUCAUUGAGCCAGAUCCCAUUCCUGUCCACCAUACACAUACCACUUUAGAAUCCACCCUUCUGGUUACGCCUCUUUUGUCUUAGUCUCCACUCCCACUUCCUGUGACACUUGGCUGGAUUGGUUUUUACCUCUAGAGUCCCGUGUUGGGGCCCAGGCUGUAACCUACAUGGCCUUCCAUUUGAGCUUCUCCUAUUUUGCCUAAGCCACACCCCUUCUCCAAGGAGCAAUACCACACCUUAUGUUCAGUGGACGAUAGUUUACAUGCUGAAUGGUUUACAUGCUGGCACCUAUGCGCUCUGCCACCUUGCGAGCUGGAAGAGGACCACAGAGGUAGUUCGAAGGGCCAGGCUACACCUUACUAGUGGUUAUGCCUGAGCAAAUCGGAGUUCUGGCUGAACUGUGUGACUUUUCUACAGAAAAGGGGAAUGGUAAGACAGUGGCUACAACGGACUUGUGAUUUUUCCGGUCUCACUUCUAAUGAAAACCUUAGGCUCACAAAGGCCUGGGUGGAUGAACUGGAGAGCCACCGAAGCUCUUACUCGGUCGGACAUGGAGUAGUUUGCUUUCCUGGGUACCCCUUGCUACAGCACCGUUGUCCUGUGUGCACCCCUUCUCUUCCAUGCUUGAGAGUUGGGCCUGAAAGAUGAACUCGAGUAGAAGAAUGGUGAGUCCUUGACUUCAUCUGUUACUUCUCCAUGAUAAGUAGUGUCAAGUUGACAAAAUGUAGAAAACAUCCAAAAGAGGGGCCUUUUGACAUGCCUAUGGGAACUAACUUGCUUGGGCUGAGGCGGAAACGCCCACCAUUCCCUGGCUGGAGUACUGGAUUGUGUCAGCGGAGAGGUGGGCAGCAGCAUGCCUUCAGUCCCCCCAACCCCCAUUGUGGAUGCUCAGAGACCGGCUGCUUCCAGCUCCUAUUGCAUUGACUUCCCCAGUGGUAGAUGAUACCCUGAACUGUGAGCCAGAAUAAAACCUUUCUCCUCUAAGUUGCUUUUGUCAAGGUAUUUUAUCACAGUUGAAAAUAAACUGAGGCAAUCUCCCUUUCCUUUUA
Molecule: messenger RNA, 5301 nt
Organism: Mus musculus (house mouse)
Lineage: Eukaryota; Metazoa; Chordata; Mammalia; Rodentia; Muridae
Gene: Prr36
Product: proline rich 36
Exons: 5
Coding region: 898-4260 (1120 amino acids)
Source: RefSeq, a predicted model, not a curated record